AUGCCUCAAGGAGAUGAUACACCCCGGAGACUGUCCAAGACUGGAACAAGCCUCUACACAGUACUGGAACUAAAGAAAGGUGCCCGGCCUGAAGAGAUCAAAAAAGCCUACAGGAAACUGGCCUUGCAGUAUCACCCCGACAAGAAUCCAGGGGACACUCAAGCAGCAGAAUUCUUCAAAGAGAUCAACACAGCCCAUGCUGUACUCAGUGACCCUACCAAAAAGAAAAUCUACGACCAGCAUGGCUCACUGGGAAUAUACCUAUUUGAUCAUUUUGGUGAAGAAGGCGUCAGAUACUAUUUUAUUGCGAACAGCUGUUGGUUCAAGACACUCGUCAUCCUUUGCUACCUCUUGACUUGCUGUUGCUGCUGCUGCUGCUGCUGCUUUUGCUGUGGAUAUCUUACGCCACCACCUGAGGAAGUUCACAGGAAGCAUCAGAGAAACGUCUGUACUCAGCCCACCAGAGCAGCCUCAUCCCUGGACCCGCUAUCAGCCGUGGUCCUGUGGACUGGCUACAGCCCAUGCACCAGGGCCUCUGCCUCCACCCUUUAG
Microtus oregoni (creeping vole) is the source of this 552-nucleotide messenger RNA. RefSeq names its product dnaJ homolog subfamily C member 5G-like. Lineage: Eukaryota; Metazoa; Chordata; Mammalia; Rodentia; Cricetidae. The record is from RefSeq and is a predicted model, not a curated record. The transcript is spliced from 4 exons. The coding region runs from base 1 to 552 and encodes 183 amino acids.